UCAUAGAAUCAGAAAGGCUGUGUUAUUUCACUUCUCUUUCAUUAUAUCUCAUAUUCCAAAUUUCUCCUAUUUAUGAACAAGACGCACCACAAAUCCUAAAUUAACCUUACAACAAAAAUGAAACGUUCUUCACCAUUCGAUAAUACAACACACCCAUCCUCCUAUUAUUACAACUCCAAUUCUAUUUUCAACUCUUUCUUUUCCCUUAACAAUUCAACAACAUCAAUAACAUUCAUAAAUAGCUCUUUGGAAACCAUGAGAAGAAAGCCACGAGCAACGUUCUUAAUCUCUCUACUUGCCAUCGUUUUGUUCGCAGCUUACUCUCUUCUUCUCUCUCGUGAUGCCGUUUCCCAUUGGCAACCCGAUUUCGACCUCGACGAUCUCCCAAGGAAGCUCAACGCAAAAAAUCAUGUUUCCGUUAAUCACAAUAAUGCUAAGAAAAAUCAUAUCGUUGAUAACGAGUUUCAGCAUCAAUCACGCCGAGUUUCGUCCAUUAACUUCAAACAAUCUUUCUCAACGGUUUCCGUUUUGUUACCUGAUUGGGAGAUUCUUCUUCUGGUUUCGCCGAACACGCCGUUAUCUUCUUCUUCCGAUCAGUUUAACUGUCUUUUCCAGAACAAUCACGUGUCUCCGGCGAGAUUCUCCGGUGUUUUACCUUUCACCAACCGUACAACGUUCAAGUGCGACAUGCCGGAGUCAGCUCGGCGUCGGAGAAUAUUGUCACAGCCUAUGCUGGUGACUGGAGAGUCAGAGAAUGAAUCUCAUGAUCAAUAUCCGGCACCGGAGCUUCUCAGAUGGAAUUUUCUCGUGUACGAGUCGUUUUCCACGGAAGACGACGUCGUUUUGUUCGCCAAAGGUGUGACUCAUCGGCAAGGUUACGAUCUGCCUCCAAAGGAAUUCAACUGCGUUUUCCAAAUCGGAAACGAAAUUCGCACCGCCGUAACAAGCUCCGUUCAAGAGGUUUUCCGGUGCCAUCAUCCAGAUCCGUCUCGUUUGGGUUCGAAUUCAAGAAUCGGAGUUUCGCUCGAGAUUAUUGGAAGAAAAAUUGUGGUUCCUUCGGUAGCGUAUUACAUACCGAGGCCCAAAUGGAAGCCCAAACAAAACGAUUUCCUCUUGCAAAUGUUUAGGUCCGAGGCCCAUUUACAGGCCCAAUUAGAAACCCAGCCCAAAUAUUUCCUAUGUGCAUGCACCAUGGUUUAUAACAUAGCGAAAUUCUUGAGAGAAUGGGUUAUGUAUCAUUCGAAAAUAGGAGUUGAAAAUUUUUUGUUGUAUGAUAAUGGAAGCAAUGAUGAUUUACAUGGAACAAUCAAAGCGCUUCGUGAGGAAGGUUAUAACAUAAGCACUUUGCUUUGGAUUUGGCCUAAAACUCAAGAAGCUGGAUUUUCACAUAGCAUUCUUUACUCAAAAUCUAAGGGGUUAUGCACUUGGACUAUGUACGUUGAUGUUGAUGAAUUCAUGUAUUCACCCUCUUGGGGUAAAUAUGGUGAUAAUGAAAAUGAGUUUUUACCGUCGUUGAAAUCAAUGUUACCGCAGGAACAGGAUGAUUAUUACAAUGGUAGAGAUGGUAAAAUCGGACAAGUGUCAAUGAUGUGUUUAGAAUAUGGGCCAUCUGGCAAACGACAACAUCCGAUAAAAGGUGUAACACAAGGUUACACGUGUCGGAGAAAAGUGGAACAGAGACACAAAUCGAUUGUGUUGGUGGAAGCGGUUGACAAGAGUUUAUGGAAUGUGAUACAUCAUUUUCAGGUGAAUCAGGGAGAGGGGUUUAGGUCGAAACAACUAGGUCCGGAAGAAGGUUUGGUGAAUCACUAUAAGUACCAAGCGUGGGAUGAGUUUAAGAACAAGUUUAGGAGGAGAGUUUCAGCUUAUGUUGUGGAUUGGAGACAGAAUGUGAAUUUGAAUUCUCAAGAUAGGACACCUGGGUUGGGAUUUGAAGCGGUGGAACCUAAAGAUUGGACACAGAGGUUUUGUGAAGUUAAGGAUGAAAGGUUGAAAAUGUUGACCCGUGAAUGGUUUGGAUCGUUCACGCCUAAUGGAUUUAGAAUGGCUUGGCAAAUUAGAUGAGGAAUUUUUUUAUUUUUUUCAUUCAUUGUUUGGUUCUUGAUGGAAUAGCUUUUUUGAUUAGGUGGGGACAGAUUGUGAUUAUUAUAUGCAUUACAAACAAAAUUAAAGAUAGAUAAAUACAAUACAUACAGAGGAAAAGUUGAAUUGAAAUGGAUUGGAUGGGGUGGAUUUAAUUAUUAUUACGGUUAUAUUCCGUUUUGUUUUUUCUAUUCCAGUUUUUUUAUGCACGGAAUAGAAUUCUUGUACUCUUCAUUAUCACAUUUGGUGCUUCAUAAAUGAAAUCCACCCCCCUUUUACUUUGCUUUA
Molecule: messenger RNA, 2370 nt
Organism: Lathyrus oleraceus (garden pea)
Lineage: Eukaryota; Viridiplantae; Streptophyta; Magnoliopsida; Fabales; Fabaceae
Product: glycosyltransferase family 92 protein At1g27200
Exons: 1
Coding region: 118-2064 (648 amino acids)
Cellular component (GO): cytoplasm
Molecular function (GO): glycosyltransferase activity
Source: RefSeq, a predicted model, not a curated record